Mauremys reevesii (Reeves's turtle) is the source of this 2207-nucleotide messenger RNA. It is a transcript of the gene FAM219B, whose product is annotated as family with sequence similarity 219 member B. The transcript has 6 exons. The record is from RefSeq and is a predicted model, not a curated record. The coding region runs from base 61 to 609 and encodes 182 amino acids. Lineage: Eukaryota; Metazoa; Chordata; Testudines; Geoemydidae.
UUAAUUAUUCAUGACCCGUAUGUAUGCAAAUGAGGGGGUGGGGCUCCGCCAGCGACCACCAUGGCGACGGGGGAUGGCGGCGGUAGCGCGAGCCGGGCUCCCGGGACCCAGCCCGGAGCCAGCGCCGGGAUGGCCCAGAUGGAGAACAAGAGGACAAACAGGGAGAGUGAUGCAGUGGAAAAAAGGGGCCCAUACAUCAUGACCAAAGCUUCCUCCAUUCAUGCCAAGCUGCAGAAGCAUCGAGAAAUGGCGAAGGCGGUGCUGCGGAGGAAAGGCAUCCUGGGGGCAACCGUUCAACAGCAACCAAAGCCAGCAGCAAAGAGGUCAGUGAAGUUUAACAAGGGCUAUGCUGCUCUCAGCCAGACAGCGGAUGAGAACCUGGUGUCCCUUGAUUCAGACAGUGAUGGGGAGCUGGAGUCAAGAUGUUCCUCCGGUUACUCCUCUGCAGAGCAGGUGAACCAGGAUCUAAGCCGUCAGCUUCUGCAGGACGGGUACCACCUAGAUGAGAUCCCGGACGAUGAGGACCUAGAUCUCAUUCCCCCAAAACCUGUUGCCUCGUCACCUUGUCUCUGUUGCUUCGGGGAGUCUCUCUCCUGCACAAUCCAGUAGGCACUGUUCAACCGGGGCUGCACACUACAAGUCAAGGGCCAGCACUUUCUACCGUGUUUCUUAGUACAUUAGUAUGCCUGAUAGAGGCAACUACAUUCAGCAUUGAACACUGGCAGAAACUGAAAUGGGCUCAGUGACUGAAGAACUGGAUGCUGCCACUGCUGCAGUUAUUGGCAUCUGCUCAAGUUGAGCAGCAACAGUUGAUUAUCCCAAAGCUACUUUUUGUUACAUAUAGUGAUAUAAUAUAUAGCUAUUAUGUGUAGCUGUUCAGGUUGCCUGAACGUGGAAAGUGUUGGAGCAUGGAAAGAUGCUUCAUGCUGGCGGGGGGAGGAGGGAGAAGAGAGAACAUGUGCGUACUCUCACUCUUAAAGGAGAACUCCAAAGCUGUUUGUAAAGGGGAACAGCAAAGGUCCCAAGUCAGUAACCUAACAAGCUGGAGAAAUGCAAAUGAAGGCACUUGAGUCUGCAAACAGUCAUUCCUUUUCCUCAUCUGCCAAGGCUGGGGUUCGGGAUCUGGUGCUGCCUUGGGUGGUUGCCAUGUCCUUACAGGUGGUUGCCAUGUCUGAACUCAGGAUCUAGCAGGUAAGCAGAGAAGGAAGGAACUUCUAUUUCCCCAAUGUUAAAACAAGCUACUUGAAAGGCUCUUGAAUACUCUGAUCCAGUUUGCUCACACGUUUUGUUAAUCCUGUGGGAUUUCAAAUGAUUUGCUUUCAUUCUUUGGGGUUCAUCUCAUUAACUGGUUGUUUUUAUUCAGUGACUAAAGCAUUAGCUGUCCUUUAUUUUUAAAAAAACCCACCACCACAACAAAACCUUUGUCAUGGGGCUUUCAAGGUGGUUAGAGCUGCUGUGAGAUCCUGGAUGGUACCAUUACUGCCGCAGCACUACAGUUUCUGAGUGUAUCUCGUAAGCAACUUCAGGCCCUGGCCUUUAAUCCCCACUUCUGUAGAAGUGACCUAACAAACUGUCUGCAUUUAUUUAUUUAUUUUCUUUGGUGUAUUCAUGAGUCCUGGCUUGAAGUCUGAGGUUGAGGUAGGCCAGCUGAGAUGGAAUUCCUCUGGGAAACAGCAGAGGUGAAUGGAGGAGGAGGGCUGCCUGAUAAAAGUGUCUCGUUAGAUUAAUGGAUGUAAUGGCAUCUAUAAUUGCUCUGGGUUUGCUUUGAACUAAAUCUAUACAUAGUGAUCAAAACCAAAGCUUGCUGCUCCUUUUGAGUACCAGGGCAGGCACCAUGAAGUGACUGGGUGAGGUGAUGAGGGUCAAGGCAGGUGUAGGCAGGGUCUUGAGCUGCUUUAUUUGAGAGGCUGUCUGCUAAAGAUUGCCAUGUUGUCUACUGAGCACUCUACAUUACAUGCAUCUGAUGUGAUUAAUCAGGUGACUGGCUUCUGUCUGACUGAACCAGUGGCACACCAUAUUAUAUAGAAACCCCGCUAACACUCUUGUAGGACAUGUCAAUUUCUGUUUAUUAGUGGGUUUUAGGGGCUUCUGACUAGAUCAUAGUAGUUUUACUCUGGGUUUACUCUGCCAUAGAAGGUCUGAACUUAGGAGUGAGAAGUUUUAGUGUGAACUUGACUGAUAACUUUUAAGUUACAAAAAUACAAGAU